Cicer arietinum (chickpea) is the source of this 2296-nucleotide messenger RNA. RefSeq names its product pyruvate decarboxylase 1-like. Gene Ontology annotation, cellular component: cytosol. The record is from RefSeq and is a predicted model, not a curated record. Gene Ontology annotation, molecular function: thiamine pyrophosphate binding; pyruvate decarboxylase activity; magnesium ion binding. Lineage: Eukaryota; Viridiplantae; Streptophyta; Magnoliopsida; Fabales; Fabaceae.
ACACAUUGGCAUGAAAAAUAGAUUCUACUCUAUUUAUAUCACAUUGAGUAGUUGCAUUGGGUUGUUAGGAUCCAUAUUCCUCAAACAAAGUUCUCUAUUCAAACUCAUCAAAUUAAUCUCUUAUACAUCAAAUUUUGUAUCUUUGAAGAUGCCAAACAUUACAACAUUAAAGAAAUAUCCCAAUGGAGUUGUCCCCAACCAUGUUGAUGUCCCAAAUAAUGUAAUAAAUGGUAACCAUAAACCUUCAUUGGGUCCAAUAACAAGUGACAAUACACUUGGUAACCAUCUUGCAAGACGUUUAGUUGAAAUUGGAAUCAGUGAUGUGUUUGGUGUCCCUGGAGAUUUCAACCUUGCACUUCUUGAUUAUUUGGUAGCUGAACCUAAACUUAAUCUAAUUGGAUGUUGUAAUGAAUUAAAUGCUGGUUAUGCAACUGAUGGGUAUGCUAGAGGUAAAGGUGUUGGAGCAUGUGUUGUUACAUUUAAUGUUGGUGGACUUAGCAUUAUUAAUGCUAUUGCUGGUGCUUAUAGUGAGGAUCUUCCAAUUAUCUGCAUUGUUGGGGCUCCAAAUUCUAAUGACUUUGGUAGUAACAAGAUUCUACAUCACACCAUUGGAUUACUUGAUUAUAGUCAAGAACUUCGUUGCUUUGAACCUGUAACUUGUCACCAGGCUGUAAUAAACCACCUAGAAGAUGCACGUGAAAAGAUUGAUACAGCCAUUGCAAUUAGUCUAAGAGAAAGCAAGCCUGUAUAUAUAAGCAUAGCCUGCAACUUGUCUACCAUCCCUCACCCUUCCUUCAUUCAUCACUCUAUCCCAAUUUAUUUGACUCCCAGAGUAACAAACGAACAGAGUUUGGAAUUUGGUGUGGAGGCAGCAGCAAAGAUAUUAAACAAGGCAAUAAAACCAGUAAUGAUAGGUGGUUCAAUGAUGCGAAAGUCAAAAGCAUGUGACACAUUCAUGGAUAUGGCAGAUGCAUCAGGUUAUGCAAUUGCAAUUUUACCUUCAGCAAAAGGAAUGGUUUCAGAAAAUCAUCCUAAUUUCAUUGGAACAUAUUGGGGUGUAGCUAGCUCUUCCUUCUGUUCAGAAAUUGUUGAAUCUUCAGAUGCUUAUUUACUUGCUGGUCCAUUUUUUAAUGAUGUUACUACUAUGGGAUACACAUUAUUAAUUAAAAAUGAAAAAUCAAUUACUGUUUUUCCAAACAGAGUUGUUAUUGGUAAUGGACCUACUUUUGACUUCAUUUCAAUGAAAGAUUUUUUCAAAGCACUUUCCAAAAGACUCCAACGCAACACCACAUCAAUUCAGAAUUAUCGCAGAAUUUUCGUCCCUGAUGGUUUACCAAUUCAUUCUAAGACAAAGGAUCCAUUAAGGAUUAAUGUUUUAUAUCAUCACAUACAAAAUAUGUUGUCUUGUGACAAUGCUGUGAUUGCAGAAUGUGGUGAUGCUUGGUUUAAUACUCAGAAAUUGAAACUUCCACAAGGAUGCGGGUUUGAAGCUCAACUGCAAUAUGCAUCAUUAGGUUGGUCCAUUGGUGCAACUCUUGGUUAUGCUAAAGCUAAUCCACAUAAGAGAGUCAUUACUUGUAUUGGUGAUGGUGGUUUCCAGAUGACCGGCCAAGAAGUCUCAACAAUGUUGAGAUGUGGAUUAAAUGUGAUAAUCUUUCUAAUCAACAAUGGUGGUUAUACAACAGAGGCAGAAAUUCAUGAGGGGCCUUACAAUGUGAUAAAAAAUUGGAACUAUGCUGGACUUGUUGAAACAAUAGAUAAUGGUGAAGGCAAGUGUUGGACUGCCAAGGUACAUUGUGAAGAGGAGUUAAUAGAAGCAAUAAGUACAACAAUGGAGAAAAAGAAUUGUCUAUGCUUCAUUGAAGUGAUUACUCACAAAGAUGAUACAAGCAAAGAACUUCUUCAGUUGGGAAAUACGAUUUCUGUUCUCGGUAGUCGUCCACCUAUUGAUUAUUAACAUUAUAAAUAUCUGAAUUACUAAGUUUUUUAUAUAAACAAAAAUGUAUAUAUAUGUAUUUAGUCAAAAUUUCGACUAAAUAUAUGUAACUUUUUGUCUAUAUAAAAAUAGAAGGAGUGUUAUUUUUCAAAGUUUAACAUGCAAGUAUGAAUUGUAUGAUGUGAGGGAAAAAAACUAGUCACGGUUUCUUAAUCAAUAGAGACAAAAAAAAAUUAUAGGAAUAUCGUAGAGUUACAUUUGAUUUAUUAGUAGAAAUUUAAUGGUCACAGUUUUAUUUUGUGAUUAAAGUUCUUAUUAAGUAGGAAUAAUAAGAAAAUGUUUCAUGCGUCUAUUUUUUCA